Messenger RNA from Brenthis ino (lesser marbled fritillary), 588 nucleotides. The record is from the annotation of a GenBank genome assembly. Lineage: Eukaryota; Metazoa; Arthropoda; Insecta; Lepidoptera; Nymphalidae.
AUGGCUUCAAGGGGAGGUAUUAUGGUGACAGGUACAAACGGAGCUGAUUAUGAGCACAGGGAAAAAGUAGCGGCUCAGUAUCAAUUAAGUGCACUGAACAAAUCUCGACUAAAAUAUUGUGUAUUUUUCCAUCAUGUGCUGUUCCUGGCAAUGCUAGCUAAACUAUCUGCAGAUAUUCUUGACAAGCUUGACAUAUUUAUACUUGAAAUAGAGGAACUACAAAUACCACCGCCGCUGUGGUGGGAAUAUUUUUGGUCCUUGUCACUUCUACUAUCAUUUGUUGGCCUCUCAGCAAUCAAACGUAACAAUAUAAAGUUCCUUCGUCAGUACAUGUAUGGUAUUACCGCACUUGGUAUGGGACCAUUAUUGUAUUGUGUCAUAUAUUAUUGUGGAGACGUGUACCAAUACUUGACGUUUGAUGAAGAUGAAGAUGAUUAUGAUGAUAUUCAGUUGUGGCAGGGCUAUCCCUAUGGACUAUUAUGGUAUGCAUUCGUCCUCCUCGCUUCUCAAGUCCACUUUUUCCAGCUCUAUUUCUCAUACAAUCUGUUGAAGGCGUGGCGAGCGCGAGGCUCGUACAGGAAAGCUGAA